CCGGUUUAGAAACAGUCAGGUCGGGAUCCGGGUUGGAGUAAAGACGUGGUCAUAUGUUUAUUUCUUUUUGAAAACUUCCGGGUAUUUCUGGUGACGUUUGAAACCUUAACACAACACAUUUCCUCUUAACACAAACCAGUGUGACGAUUACCCACGUCAGUAACGUGACGGCUAAGACAGUAGAUCUAAUUUAGUAACUCCACUGAGUCUGACAACAUUCACAUUGCUGUCAUUGGUUGCGCCAGAGAAACCCAAAAGCGUGCUUUCUACAUUUUAAUUUUAAUGCAGCAUACGUAGUGUGUGUAUUAUCCAUUUCUAUCCACAUGUUUCGUCAGUUCGGUGGGAAGAGAAACUGUAAAUAUGUGUAUUCCAUACUGUUGAUACUACAGGUAGCUCGAAGUGUUUACUGUGAUGUGUUCAUACACCAUUUUGCAGUUCAUGUUGAAGGGGGACAUUCUAAAGCCAGCAGAGUGGCACGUUCUGUGGGUCUACACAACAAGGGACAGAUUGGAAGUCUAGAUGACCACUACUUGUUUGAGAUUCCUAACCGUGCCAAACGAUCAAACUCACCAAGUUUGGAACAUGACGACUUGCUUCACAAUCACCCGGAGGUUAUAUGGCAUGAACAGCAAGUUAGUAUAAAACGGGUAAAGCGAGACUUUCAAAAUACAGACACCAGUAAUCCAUUACAUUUUAUUGAUCCACAGUAUAAAGACCAGUGGUAUUUGCAUGGUGGCGCCACUGGUGGAUUUGACAUGAAUGUAAUCCCGGCAUGGAAGAAAGGUUUUUCAGGAAAAAAUGUUGUCAUUACAAUUCUUGAUGACGGAAUCGAGCGCACGCACACAGAUCUGAUAGAAAACUAUGAUCCUUAUGCCAGUUAUGAUGUGAAUAACCAUGACAAUGAUCCUCUGCCAAGAUAUGAUCCUUCAAAUGAGAAUAGACACGGCACGCGGUGUGCGGGUGAAGUGGCCGCCGCGAUGAACAACACCAAGUGUGGCGUGGGCGUCGCCUUCAAAGCAAGGAUCGGAGGUGUGAAGAUGCUGGAUGGUGAGGUGUAUGAUGCGGUGGAAGCGAACUCGCUCAGUUUUAACCGGUCUCACAUCGACAUCUACUCGGCAAGCUGGGGACCGGACGAUGACGGUCGGGUGGUCGAUGGGCCUGGCAAGCUUGCCAAGAAAGCUUUCCUUGAGGGGAUUCAGAAAGGCCGAGGUGGAAAAGGCUCCAUCUUUGUGUGGGCAUCUGGCAAUGGUGGCGCCGCUAAAGACUCGUGUAAUUGCGACGGUUACACGGACAGCAUCUACACCCUGUCAAUCAGCAGCACGUCGGAACAUGGCACCAAGCCCUGGUACCUGGAGGAGUGCAGUUCAACCCUCGCCACCACCUACAGCAGUGGGGCCUAUAACGAGAGACAGAUCACAACUGUUGACUUGCACAACCGAUGUACGAGCUCUCACACCGGGACCUCAGCCUCGGCCCCUCUUGCAGCUGGACUUGUCGCUCUCAUGUUGGAAGCCAACCCUCAGCUGACGUGGCGUGACGUGCAGUACAUCACAAUGCUGGCCGCUAACCCAAAUCCUAUGACUGACGGAGAGUGGGUCAUCAAUGGUUUGGGAAGGAAAGUAAGUCUGCGAUACGGUUAUGGACUGAUGGAUGCUAGUAAAAUGGUGGACUUGGCUCUGCAAUGGACUAAUGUUCCUGCACAACAUUUAUGUGAAAUUCGAUCCGCUGUGAACAAUGUUAACCUGGAUGGGACCAAGUAUACAACAUUUAUAAAAACCGAUGGCUGCAGUGGGGACCGGAAGGUGAACUACAUUGAGCACGUCCAGGCACAGAUAACUCUGAGCUAUCAUCGCCGUGGCGACGUAGUCCUUUACCUCACCUCCCCGAUGGGCACAAGAUCGAAGAUUCUCCCACGAAGACCAAAUGAUAUGAAUGCAGGCGCUUUCACGAACUGGCAUUUCUUGUCGGUCCACUUCUGGGGGGAGCGUCCCGAGGGGACCUGGAUCCUCGAUAUUGAGGAUGGUAAACGCUUUAUGGGAAGCUCUGCAGGUAUGACACCCUGGGGUUUCGUUAACCCCCGCACUGGUGCUCCUUUCUACCCACCGGCCACCUCUUUGUUUGGCAAGUUGAUCACGUGGUCUCUGAUAAUAUAUGGGACAGCUGAGAAACCGAUUAAUUUGGUGACUACGGCUCCACAGUCUGUGCCACCUCCGUCGAUGCACAUCACUUCCAACAUUUCUUCAGGAUCCAGCACGCAACCUACCAGACAGAACUGUCACCCAGAGUGUGUUGGUGGGUGUACAGGUCCCAAACCCGAACAGUGCAUCGCAUGUAAACACUACAGAAAUGCUUUUGGUGUGUGUGUUGAUCACUGCCCCGACUCGUUCUACAAUGCUGGUGACAACUGCCAGCCGUGUGACGCCACCUGUAAGCAGUGCAAGGGACCAACGUCGACCAACUGUCUCCAGUGUCCAGUCAACAAGCUGUUCGUCCAGCAGCAAGGCCGGUGUGUGGAGGCCUGCAUAGAGGGAACAUUUCAAACUAAAGAGGUUUGUCUUCCGUGUUCCGAGAUGUGCAGAACAUGUUCCACUGCGCCGAACAACUGCAUCGCGUGUUACAAGGACUACGUGAAGAAGGGCCACAUCUGUGUGAAGAAGGCGGAGAGCCUGAAGAAGCAGAAACUACAUGACAGACCUCUGGAGAAGGAAGUUAAAAUCAUUAUAAUAGUCAUCUCGUUCUUCCUGGUCAUAGUCUUACUGGUGACCGGGCUGCUGUACCUUCGCUUCAAUAACAUGUGGUGCUGGUCGACCAAGUACAGCAAGCUGCCCUGCAGUGACAAUGAGAUAGCCGUUAUUUUAACAGAAACAGAUUUUAAUGACGAAGAUGAGUUGACAUAAAAAAAAAAAAAAAUCUGUUUUUUUUCUAAUUAUUUUUUUGUUGUUAUUGAAUUCUGAUAUAAAAAAAUUAAAUUAUUUACAAAGCACAAAUUUUCAAGUGAUAUGGUUUAGUUGUUUUGGGGUUGGUUUCAAAAAAAAAAAAAAAAAAAAAUUAAUACUAAUUUCAUAAAGGCACUGUCCUGAAGUUUGUAGCCAGCGUAACAUGUUUUUGGCCAAUAAACCUUUUCCAGUUAUUAAACUGAGAGAUUAUUACCCUCAUGUGUUUUGGUAUUAUCAGUAUCAUAUAUUUGAAACAAAAAAUGAAGGCUUGCAUAAUUCAGUUUUUAUUCCCAAUAUAAGAUAUUGAUCGUACUGAAGCAGACAAGGGUAAUAACCUCUGUAUAUAUUUCAAACAUGUUAUAGGUUUUAUUACUGAGGUGUAUUAUGUUAGUAGAUUAAUUCACUGUCUGAUUUAAUGGCUACAAACUCAGGAAACAUGUAUUCCUUUUACAUUUCAAGUGAUAAGUGUUCAAAGUUACUUUCAAAAUGUAAAUAUACCCAUUUAUUAAGUGCCAAUCACUUUAAAGGUGCAGACCCUAGUUUUAACCUGUAAAAAAUGGACACUAAUUUUAGUUAAUUUACAAAUCUGUAUCUCAUUUAGGUAAAGUUACGACAGAGUGAAAAAAGAGAGAGUGACGUUAAAAUGGAAAAUAUCUUUAAAAAUAAACUAGAACUUGAAUCAAUAAACCGCUACUUCUCAGACGCAUAUGCGUUUUUUUAAAAUAUAAAAAAUGCAAUUUUUGGUACUACGAACACCAGGAUGACCAGAA
Molecule: messenger RNA, 3706 nt
Organism: Gigantopelta aegis
Lineage: Eukaryota; Metazoa; Mollusca; Gastropoda; Neomphalida; Peltospiridae
Product: proprotein convertase subtilisin/kexin type 6-like
Exons: 16
Coding region: 324-2897 (857 amino acids)
Biological process (GO): protein processing
Cellular component (GO): Golgi membrane; trans-Golgi network
Molecular function (GO): serine-type endopeptidase activity
Source: RefSeq, a predicted model, not a curated record